Molecule: messenger RNA, 1443 nt
Organism: Neohortaea acidophila
Lineage: Eukaryota; Fungi; Ascomycota; Dothideomycetes; Mycosphaerellales; Teratosphaeriaceae
Exons: 3
Coding region: 184-996 (270 amino acids)
Molecular function (GO): oxidoreductase activity
Source: RefSeq, a predicted model, not a curated record
AUUAUUUACACCGCUUCUUGACCUCUCUGUCUCGCCUCACUCAUCUUCUCUACUUCAUCUUUCAUCUCUUCAACUCGUCCAUCGAAGCCACAGGUGAGUUGCUGGUGUUUGCCAUUGGGUUGUAGGUCUGGGAGCAAGGCAAUGCUGACCGCGAGGUGACGGCAGAAACAAAACACCCUCACAAUGGCCCAACCCGUCCUCGUCCCCUCCGCCUCGCUGCACGGCAAGGUGGCCAUCAUCACCGGCGCCUCGCGCGGCAUCGGCAAAGGCUGCGCCCUCGAACUCGGCAAGCGCGGCUGCAGCGUCGUCGUCAACUACGCCAACAGCAAAGCGGGCGCCGACGAAGUGGUGCAAGCCAUCAUCGCCACCGGCACGGGCGCAAAGUCCAUCGCCAUCCAAGCCGACGUGUCCAAAGUCGCCGAAAUCGAGCGCCUGUUCGUCGAGACGAAGAAGCACUUUGGCCGCGUGGACAUUGUCAUGUCCAACUCCGGCACCGAGAGCUGGGACAAAACGGAGGAGAUUACCGAGGAGAAGUUCGACCACGUCUUCAACUUGAAUGCGCGCGCGCAGUUCUUUGUCGGCCAGGCGGCGUGGAGGCAUUUGGAGGAUAAUGGCCGCUUGAUUCUCAUGAGCUCCAUUGCCGCCGGCUUGUUGGGCGUGCGUGACCACUGCUUGUACAAUGCGUCGAAGAUGGCCGUCAUUGGCAUGAUCAAGGCGUUUGCCACGGAUUUCGGUGUGCGUGGCAUCACGGUGAACGGCGUUGCGCCGGGUGGCAUCAAGUCGGACAUGUUCACGCAGAAUGCUUGGCACUACAUCCCUGGCGGCACCCCCGAGUGGCCGGCGGACAAGAUUGAGAAGCUGAUGGCCGACCACUGCCCGCUGAAGCGCUGCGCCGUCCCCGAGGAUGUGGCUCGCGUGGUUGCCUUUUUGGCUUCCGACGAUGGUGGAUGGGUCAAUGGCCAAGUCAUCACCAUCUCCGGCGGCUCCUCGCAGUAAGCUAGUCCCGAGCAAGAGGGCCGAGCACGGAACGGAGCAGGAAGAGAGCAUGAUCGUGGAGAAGCGCGUUGAGCCGUAAUUCAAUGUCGACCCAUGAACGAGAUAGGCAUGCAUCGAGUUAUUGAUCGGACAAGGCGAGAGAAAUGAAUAGACCAUCUAGGCGACAUUGAAAGGCAAUGCCAGUACAAAAGUUAGCGUACGUAUUUGUAUCGUCUUCACCCACCUGUCAAGACGACACUGCACUCUACUCUCUCGCCCCUCAACCUCGCGAAAGGACUACACCUGUCUCUGGUGAAAGUCCACCGCGCGAUAUCGGGCUCCCACCAAGGCCUGCUUCUUUUGACUUUUACCCGGAUUCUCCCAUCCAAUCACGGCACAUCGUCUCGGCCCCGAAUUGGGAAGUGGGCGCCAUUGGGGAACUUCAUCUGGUCAUCAGUUCAUCCGUAG